AUGAUGGGGAGCUGCGAAGCGGCAAACAAAGUUUCUUUGAGGUUUUGGGCAAAUGGAUUGAUUACGUUCCUUGAUGGAGCUAGACGGGAAAUGAUGGAGAGGGAGGCGACGUCUAAAAUUGGUGAAUGCGGCAGUGUGGUGGGUUCAAGAUUGAAGGGAUGCGGUGAAACACCGCCGACAAUGACAUCGAGUGAACAACAGUCAGCUUUGUUCGGAGGCAACGGAGUCGCGGUGGCUUUUGGGAGUUUCGAAUCUCCGAAUAAAUGGAUCUGCUGA
Messenger RNA from Linum trigynum, 276 nucleotides. The record is from the annotation of a GenBank genome assembly. Lineage: Eukaryota; Viridiplantae; Streptophyta; Magnoliopsida; Malpighiales; Linaceae.